Molecule: messenger RNA, 1652 nt
Organism: Salvia splendens (bonfire salvia)
Lineage: Eukaryota; Viridiplantae; Streptophyta; Magnoliopsida; Lamiales; Lamiaceae
Product: chloride channel protein CLC-c
Exons: 6
Coding region: 495-1157 (220 amino acids)
Biological process (GO): chloride transport; transmembrane transport
Cellular component (GO): intracellular membrane-bounded organelle; plant-type vacuole membrane
Molecular function (GO): voltage-gated chloride channel activity
Source: RefSeq, a predicted model, not a curated record
UUCUCUGUACCACCAUUGUUAUUCUAGAAUAGAAGAAAUCAUCGUAAUUUUUGAGUGACUUCACUUCACCGAGGAAUAGUGAUUUUUUGAGUCAAAAUUCGAUUAUUGGUCGGUCUAAACGAUGGCUCAUCGUCAGCUUGAUAAUAAUUACGUUGACGGAGGAGGUGACAUAGAGAACGACGGAACCGGCAGCGAUGCUUCGUCGUUUUUGGAGCCGUUGUUGAAUCUCAAGAGUAGAACCAACACUUGCUCUCAGAUUGCCGUUGUUGGCGCCAAGGUGUAUCCCAUCGAGAGCCUCGAUUACGAGAUGAUUGAAACUGAUCUAUUUAAGCAGGAUUGGAGAUCUAGGAAAAGGGUUCAGAUUUUUCAGUAUAUUUAUCUCAAAUGGACACUUGCUCUUCUCAAUAGGAUUGUGCACAGGUCUUAUUGGUUUCUUAAAUAACCUCGCGGUUGAGAAUAUUGCUGGUUACAAGCUUGUGAUCACUAGCAAUUUGAUGUCUAACAAUAAGUAUCUAACAGCAUUUGCUGCGUUUGCUGUUAUUAAUGUGGUGCUGGCUAUUUGUGCAUAUGUUGCCCCUGCAGCAGCUGGUUCUGGCAUACCUGAGGUGAAAGCCUAUCUUAACGGCAUUGAUGCUCAUUCCAUCCUGGCUCCAACUACCCUAUUUGUGAAGAUUCUUGGUUCCAUUUUGGCAGUUUCUGCGGGAUUGGUUGUUGGUAAGGAAGGACCAAUGGUGCAUACUGGUGCCUGUAUAGCAAAUUUACUUGGACAAGGAGGCUCUCGGAAGUAUGCGCUGACUUGGAAGUGGCUCAGAUACUUCAAAAAUGACAGAGACCGAAGGGAUUUGAUUACUUGUGGGGCUGCCGCUUUUCGCGCCCCAGUUGGUGGCGUACUUUUCGCCCUUGAAGAAGCUGCCACUUGGUGGAGAAGCGCUCUACUUUGGAGGACCUUCUUCACAACUGCUAUAACAACUGUUGUAUUGAGAGGUCUCAUAAACUUUUGCUGCGGUGGCAACUGUGGACUCUUCGGACAAGGAGGACUCAUCAUGUUCGAUAUGCAUUCUUCAGUCCCUACUUAUACAAAUGGAGAUGAAUGUCGAUCUCCAUCCCAUCACCAACUCAUCGCCCUACAUGGUUGUAGAGACCAUGUCUCUUGCUAAAGCUGCCAUCCUCUUUCGACAACUUGCGCUCCGACACUUGUGUGUUAUCCCCAAAACGCCCAGGCGAAAUCCGGUGGUCAGAAUCUUGACAAGGCACGAUUUUAUGCCGGAGCAUGUAUUGGGGCUCUACCCUGAGCUUAUCCACCACAAAUAGACAGCCCUGGAUCAUCUUCUUCCUCAUGAAUUUGCAAGAUUUAGGUGAUAAAUGUUUUAUUUUUGGUUAUCUCUGAACACGAGGACAAACUAUCAAAUUAAAAAAAUUAUAUUUUUAGGUAAACCAAUAGCAUAAAUAAUUAGUACUAAUAACAAACAUUCAGUUAUUCAGCUUGAUUGUUUUAAUUUUUUUUCUCUUUGGAGGAGUAAAUAUCCCCACUUGCUUGGUAUGUAGCUUUUUAGAGGCACAGGACAUUAACAAGGGUGUGGAAGUAGAGUUAUUUACAAAUUUGUGCAAGGUGGUUUUACCCUGCAACAUAUGUACAAUGUGCUUGUCCCUUC